Molecule: messenger RNA, 938 nt
Organism: Drosophila miranda
Lineage: Eukaryota; Metazoa; Arthropoda; Insecta; Diptera; Drosophilidae
Product: actin-like protein 6B
Exons: 2
Coding region: 129-791 (220 amino acids)
Biological process (GO): regulation of transcription by RNA polymerase II; nervous system development
Cellular component (GO): NuA4 histone acetyltransferase complex; SWI/SNF complex
Molecular function (GO): chromatin binding
Source: RefSeq, a predicted model, not a curated record
UUAUCGAUAGGUCGAUUGCCAUUAACGCAAGCGUCGUGAAAAAAGCCACAAAAAAUAAAUACAGACAAGACAGGCAUUUCGAGAACUUUUGCAAGAAAUCAAGCUGAAAAGUAGUCCGACGCUCCAAGAUGAAUGGAGGCAACAUGAUAUAUGGCGGCGACGAAAUUGGAGCCUUAGUUUUCGAUCCAGGGCACCAUUCGUUGCGUGUGGGCUACGCGCAAGAGGAUUCGCCGAAGGCUGAGAUACCCUCUGUUGUCGGCAUUGGAGCAUCCCCAACUCCGGAUACGAAUCUUGAUCCAGAUACCAAAACUGACAACAAUGUGACGCCCAACAAUGCCGACUCGCGCAAGUACUAUGUAGACACAAACUAUGUAAAUGUUCCCCGCUCCCAAAUGGAAGUUCAGUAUUAUAUGAAGGAUGGCAUGAUCGACAACUGGGAGCUCUUCGAGAAGGUGAUUGACUAUGCCUACGCAAAUGUCAUUCAAUCGGAGCCGGAGUACCAUCCCGUGCUCUUCUCAGAGGCGUCCUGGAACGUGCGCAACAACCGCGAGAAGCUCACCGAGCUGAUGUUUGAGAAGUACAAUGUGCCAGCAUUCUUCUUGGUUAAAAAUGCCGUACUGGCGGCAUUCUCCAGCGGCCGUGCCACAGCGCUUGUGGUGGAUAGCGGUGCAACGCAUACUUCGGCCGUGCCCGUGCACGAGGGGUAUGUUCUCUCGCAGGCGGUAGUCAAGUCCCCCCUGGGCGGUGACUUCCUCUCCCGCCAAUGCAGGCAGCAUUUGGAUAAAACAUAAUAUCGACCUGUCCCCGGUGUAUAAAAUCGCCUCGAAGGAUGUAGUCAAGGAUCGGACAAUGCUCGCUUCACGCUGCGGAAACUACCCGAAAAUCUCACACAGUCGUGGCAGAACUACAUGACUCAGCUAAUGUUGCAGGACUUCCAG